AGGGACCGUUGUUGGUUGGAUCAAGGCGUGAAAGUUGAGUAACCACCUUGGAAACUUCUGCGGCAAAGUACGAUCCAUGAUCGUUGAUGUGGAUGAAUUUGCGGUUAACGAUGGAUACUCUGCAGUCCAAAGAGUACUUGACGUAUCUGCCACAGGAAAUUAAGGAGCACAUAUUUCGCCAUCUGACAGCUACAGAUCUCUGUCACGUGGCAUUAUGUAAUCGAAUCUUGAGAGAGGCUGCCAAUCGAGAUACAAUAUGGCGCCCUCUUUGUCGAAAGAAAGGAUGGGAACGCUACGGCACAAUCUGCGAUCUUUGCAAGGAGCCUCCUUUUGAACCUACCUCACAAGAUGAAAAGACGGGCGUAGGGGGCGUUCCCACAUUCCCUGGUGAUGCAGUUGUAACCGGUUCAGACUGGCCAGGACUGGUUGAUACAUGUAAAUGGAAGGAGGUUUACAUGAAAGCAUGCCACCUGGAAGAAAACUGGAGGAACCAUCGCUUCUACACCACGUCAUUGGCUUUGUGGUCAAGUGGUGGAGACAGUAUGGCUUGUGAGGGAGAAUGUCUAGCUGUCGGCUCAGAUGACGGUACUUUGGAGAUCUGGGAUUUGGCCGGCGCGAAACGUCAUCCCCGCAUUGAACACGAAAUUAGCCUGAUUGACACUUCCGACACUUUGAAGAUGAAGGACGGCAUCAUAGCUGCAGGAUGCAGCGACGGUAAGAUUCGUACCUACUCCGCCCAGACUGGAAAGCAGCUGCAAGUCAUGUCGGGGCAUCGUCUGGCCGUGUCUCGUCUCUUCCUUGACGGAGACUCAGUUGUUAGUGUUGCUCAUCCACAGUUUCCAGUUUAUGAAGUAUACGAGGACAGUGACAUACGGGUCUGGAGUGCUGCAAACGGUGCCUCUCUCUGUAUCCUACAGAGUGGCCACGAAGCGACAAGAUUGCUUCACCUGGACUACAAGGACAAGAUCGUAGCUGGUGCGUACAGCGACAACAAAAUUUGUAUAUGGGAUGCACGCAAUGGUUCUUGCAUGCAACAAAUUGUUUGUGACAUGGAACACCUGGCUUCCUGCAAUUUAGGAGAUGGUAUCGUCAUCGGCACAUUCAAAGAUUUCCUUGUGAAGAUAUGGGAACUUCAAUAUGGGGAAUGCAUCAAGACAUUUGAUUUACAUCCUUUUCAAGGGAUCCAGCCGAGUGAAAUCCCUUUCGACGGCCACGAUGAAGAGGCACACUACAAGUUCAUUGACGGUUUGCUUGUUGUAGUUACACUACUUCAUGGAUUUUACAUUGUGAAUUUGGACGGGCAGCGACUCUUGAGAGACUCUCGUCGCCAUGUGAAACCUGUCUGUUUGAAGGGCAACAAGCUGCUUAUAUGGAGCCGUGAAACAUGUAGAUACGAGCUGUGGACGAUUGACCCCGUGCGCAUGGAUGAUAGGUACGAGGUACAAGGCAGUUCCAAGACUAAAGCAUCAUCACAACAUCGUAAAGAAACGCAACGGCCACGUGCUUGGAUGAGCGAUACCAAACUCAUCUUUCAGGGGCGGUUAAUAUCGAACAGCCCAGCUACCUACAUUUCCGUCCAUCACUACUGGUGAAAGAAUCAGAACGUUCAAUGUCAGAUUGAUGGUUGUCUGAUGAUGACAUACGUGAUGUUGAUAGAGAUGUACACCUUGGCGUUUGUGAUGGCGGCUAUGACAUUUUAUUUUAUGUCUUCUUCUAAACCAACCGCUUGCAUAACCACGUCCAUUUUGGUCGUUUGGAAAAAUGAGCAUGGCAGACGUUUGUGUACAAUAUAACACACGAGUUGAGACUUGAAUAUACAGACAACAGUCCACCUGUUAGGAUGCAAAGGAGACCUUUGCAGUAUAUGCAACGCACGUGCCUUUGUUUACUAUCUUUAUAACUAAUGAUAUUAAGAGUGACGGUGGUAUGUUGAUGAUGCUGCAGAUGAUGUUUUUAUUGUAUAAUCUUAUUCAUGUAUGCAGCAUAAUGACUAUACAUAUAGAUACAUUGAAGAACUAUUCAUACAACUUCGGCCUGUUGGAUCUAAAAUCGAAAAUAUUGCAUUGAAUAAAAUAAAGGGCAUGGAUGCAUGAAAGCUGGACAAUGUAAAUAAACGACACUUGAGCAUCGCAAAUGUUACUUUCAGGCAUAGAUUUGGAAUCAGGGGAAACAUGUCAAAAACUAAACAACACUAAAUAUGUACCCCAAGGCGUGGCCUCAGUUAUCAGUUAUUUUUGUUUUCGUUUUCAGUAAUCAGCGAUUGUACAACUUCUUACUCAUAUUAUGCAAGGCGUGAUUUUAUCUCAUGAGUACUGUCAUAUCAUAUAAUCUAAAAACGAACCCUACUCGGACAACAAUUUCUCCAUCAUUGUUAUGCACCGUGUGAUGUGUAAAAUUGACUUUCUGUGAUCUUAUAGAGAGGGCACCCUUGAUACAGGGCAAACGUUCACAGUUGAGAAAGGAAUUUAAAAAAUAUAGUUUAGCAAAAUGCUUACUUGUACUUAAUUGUACCCCUCUAUCUACUGUAAUAGUUCGCAGGUUUCUGUUUCACCGAGAAUAAUUAGUUUAUCUGUACUAACAUUUUACAGGAGGAAUUGCGCUUACAAUUAAAUAGUUUCAAAUAUUUAAUAGUCAAGUCAUUUUCAUUGAUAUCUUUGUCCUUGGUUUGCAACGGUUUGAAGUGUUAUUGGUCCGUCAACAGUGUUCCCCAAAACGAAAGUGACCGAAUUAUUAUGUUUAAACAUCAUGUGGUUCGCUCCAUUUCAUAAAAAUAACAGGGAUGAAGAACUUGUUUAUUGACUAGUAACUGUGAACAUUUCAGGUAAUUUAGAUACUCUAUUCCCAAGUUAUGUCCAUUUUGACAAGGAGAUUACAAAAUUACACUGUCCACUGAUCAUUUAUCGCGCUACGAACCGGAAAGUAGACCCACCACGUAUUAUGAAACAUUGACGUUGUUGCACUUCCACGAACGAACGAAAAUUGCAAAGGAAAACGGACAGAAAUCGCCAUCAAUAUUUCAGGGGAAAAAAAGACAAAAUCUGACAGGAAGAACAGUGUUUCAGUCUUUACUCAAAAUUAUUAAAAUUUCACUUGUAGUUGAAUGACUACUUGAAUCUGUAAUUCUCACACAGUUUGCAAUAGCUCCCAAUAGCAUUCCAUGGACAGCUAUAAAAAUGGUUAUUUUAGUAAAACAUGCACAACGCUGAUAACAUUUCAUUAGAGAUGAGUGGAAGAACAUACUCUUUAAAGACAUACUUUAUUGGUGUGUCAUAAUUGACAACUUAAAAAAAUGAUUAUAAGAAUCAUAAUAAUUCCAGGUCACUUUCUUUUUGACUCAUCCUGUACAACUCGUUCUUGUAAAUUCAGUGUCCCACGUAGAACAAUGGGAAAGUCAAUGCAAAAAAAACCAAUCUAAAUCUAAUGUAUUUUCAACUCCAAAUUAUUUUGUGACGACCUGAAGCCGCGUACCCGAGUUUUUGGAAGUCAAAGUUUACACAAGAAAUCAUGAAGUGUAAAAUAAAAUAUCUGUUUUGCGACCAAUA
Messenger RNA from Patiria miniata (bat star), 3542 nucleotides. Its product is annotated as F-box/WD repeat-containing protein 7-like. The transcript is spliced from 2 exons. Gene Ontology annotation, molecular function: protein binding. The record is from RefSeq and is a predicted model, not a curated record. Bases 87 to 1592 code for a protein of 501 amino acids. Lineage: Eukaryota; Metazoa; Echinodermata; Asteroidea; Valvatida; Asterinidae.